Messenger RNA from Gastrolobium bilobum, 1414 nucleotides. Its product is annotated as histone-lysine N-methyltransferase ASHR3. Gene Ontology annotation, biological process: regulation of DNA-templated transcription. Lineage: Eukaryota; Viridiplantae; Streptophyta; Magnoliopsida; Fabales; Fabaceae. Gene Ontology annotation, cellular component: chromatin; nucleus. The transcript has 11 exons. Gene Ontology annotation, molecular function: histone H3K36 methyltransferase activity; protein binding. The record is from RefSeq and is a predicted model, not a curated record. Bases 1 to 1395 code for a protein of 464 amino acids.
AUGCCAGAUUUGGGAAACCUAUCUCUCUCUGCUACUCUCGCACUCUCUCACUGCUCCAACAUCAAGCCCUCGGAUGUCACCGAUUCCGCCCCGGUCAAAACCCGACCCAAUGGCUACGGUUCCGAUAAUGGCAGUGAAGCUCGGAUUUUGAAGCGGAGCCGCGGUUCCUUGGAUAGGGUCAAGACCCGACCCAAUGACAAGGGCUUGGAGGAUCGCGUCAAGGAUCCUUUCUCUCUUCCCUUUCUUGUUGGCGCUCCAAAGAUGAGUGAAUGCUCUUUUUGCCACCAUUUUAUCUAUCCUGGAGAGGAGCUAUUAUGUUCUGUUCGUGGAUGUGACGCCUGCUACCAUACGGAAUGUGCAAAAGAAGCCGUUGGGGUUUCAAAUCUGAAGAAAUUCAAGUGUCCACAGCAUGUAUGCUUCAUUUGUAAACAAAAACUGCACUUGAAGUGUGUGCGUUGCACAAUAGCAUUCCAUAAUAAAUGUGCACCAUGGCCAGAUGCUGUGAUGCAUAUAAAAGAUCAUCCUGGGCAAGUUGUUUGUUGGAGGCAUCCUUCUGAUUGGCGCCUGGAUAGAAAGCCUGAUGCUUUAACAAGUGACAUUUCGGAAGUAUUUUGUCGAUUGCCUCUUCCCUUUAUCAAUGAGGAGUUUAAGAUUGACUUCACUUGGAAAGACAUGGACAGUAAGAUGGAGCCACCACCAUAUGUACACAUAAGACGCAAUGCAUACAUAGUGAAGAAGAAGCGUAGUGAUGUAGAUGAUGGGGCAGGGUGCAGUUGCAGUUCUACGUGCUCUGAUAGUUGUGUGUGCAGGGUUCAAUGCAUAAGCUGCUCAAAGGCUUGUCGCUGCUCAGAAAGUUGCAAUAAUCGGCCCUUUCGCAAGGAGAAAAAGAUCAAGAUUGUCAAGACUGAACUUUGUGGAUGGGGAGUAGAGGCCGCUGAAACAAUCGAUAAAGGUGGAUUUAUUAUUGAGUAUAUUGGAGAAGUCAUUGAUGAUGCUUCAUGUGAAGAACGGCUUUGGGAAAUGAAACGCAUGGGUGUACAAAAUUUUUACAUGUGUGAGAUUCGGAAAGACUUUACAAUAGAUGCAACUUUCAAGGGAAAUACAUCACGAUUUUUAAACCAUAGUUGUGAUCCCAACUGUGUUUUGGAAAAGUGGCAAGUUGAUGGUGAAACACGUGUGGGUGUAUUUGCUGCUCGUUCAAUAGAAGUUGGAGAGCCGUUGACAUACGAUUACAGAUUUGUGCAAUUUGGUCCAGAGGUGAAAUGCCACUGUGGUGCUCCAAAUUGUCAAGGCUUUCUAGGGACGAAAAAGAAAAUUGGUAAGGUAGACCUCUGUUGGGGCUCAAAACGUAAACGAACCUCAAAUGCUCGCAUUACAAUAGUAACAGCUGUAUGAUUUGCCAAUAUAUCAUGCG